AGGCCUCUGUGAGAAGGCAGAUAUCAUAUAAUGGCAACUCUUCAACAUGAGGGAGCUUUGGAGUGAGGCCGGAAGCGAACUUUCAACUGCGUAACAGCUACCCGCCACGGUAUUGCCUCGAUUCAAUCUUUGAAUUUUUUUUAAAAAAAAUUUAUAACAAAAUAUUUUUAAUUUUUUAUUCUUGCCAUAUCUCUGUCUGGAGGUAAAUUUGAGGUAUGCAGACUGCAGAGGUGAACCUCGUUCGAUUAGAUUGCAAUACCAUUAUAGCACUAAAAACUUAUCAAAUUUAGAACGAUUAUCAUGUACUAAGAUGAUAAAGUCUACCCUUUUUAUUUUGCAAAUGUUGGGGUUUUGCACCCGCUAGGGUUUUGCUUCAUAAAAUGCUAAUGUGAAUUUUGAGUCCGUUGAAUGAGGGGAGGGUGUAAAGUUGAGACUUUUAGACACUGAUUAGAUGAAGAAUCGUGGGUACUCCAAGGAAUAGUGAAAAUAAUUCGGUUCCAAUUUUGUUCGUCUGAUUUGUUCAUGUCCUAUUCUGGUCAAACAUAAAAAAGAAAAAGAAGAAAAUGUUGGAAUUUCUGGAUUCUUAUGAUGAUGCAUUUGUACAUUAGGAAUACUUCAAAUGAUGGAAGGUUUGUCAACUUGCGAGGGCAAUUUUCAAAAGCUGAAUAAUGAAGUGAAAGCAGAUGGCCACGUGGAUAGGAUAAGCAAUUUACCUGACAAAAUCAUUCACCGCAUUUUAAGUUUACUUAGGACAAAAGAUGCUGUCAGAACAAGUGCAUUGUCUAGAAGAUGGCGUUCUCAGUGGAUGUCCAUCACCAAUCUUGACUUCUUAGAAUUUGCACCUAAUAUGAACCAGAAGAGGUCACUAUUCAUGGAUUUUGUGGAUAGAGUUAUUGCACUUCGUAAACCAUUGGAUCUCAAUCUUUUUGCAUUGGCAUGUAAAGUGUUUACUGAUGCUCCUCGCAUCAAUUCGUGGGUAUGUGAUGCAGUAAAGCACAAUGUUCAACACUUGUUUCUUGUACUUCAUCAGAUUCAUGAAGAGCCAUUUGAAUUGCCUCACUGCUUAUUUACAUGUGAUACACUCAGGAAGGUUGUUAUAAUGGCUGACGUUUUGCUCAAGCUUCCAUCUUCCAUUCACUUUCCAAAUUUGAAGUUUUUGACUCUUCAGUAUGUUGUAUUUCCUAGCAAUCGGUCCACUCAGCGACUAUUUUCUGGCUUGCCUGUCUUGGAGGAACUAACGUUGGAUAGAUGCAGCUGGUGGAAUGUUAAAGCUGUUACCAUAGCUCUUCCCAUGCUUAAGAAAUUGGAUAUAAAGGAAAAUGUUGCAGAUCCUGAUAAUUGUCGGUUCUUUAUUAUUGCAGAGAACCUCAAAUCAUUUUACUACAUUGGUACACUCAGAAAUGACUAUUGCAUCUAUGACUCUGUAUCCCUCGGUUGUGGAUUAAUGGGCUUGUGGGGCACAAAUGACAUUGAAGAGAAUAGCAGACAGAGAGAAGUUGCUUAUAGAGCUGAUAGGCUUCUUAGAGGGAUCUCUUCCGUGAAAGAACUAAUGCUAACACCUUAUGCAUUUGAGGUUCUCACAUAUUCUAAGGAGUUAUAUGCCUGCAUGCCUUUAUUGUACAAAUUGACUUGUCUUGGAUUUCUUCCACCGGGAACUGCGAUCAAUUUCAGAUGUGGAACUCUGGCGAAGUUCCUCCAAAAAUUACCACGUCUUGAAUUACUUGUUUUCCAAUCGGGUAUCUGUUUGUCUGGGAAUCAUGAAGAAGGAAGUUGGAUACUGGAUCCUGUCCCUUCUUGUUUCUCAACUCAUCUCAAGUUCAUUAAGGUAUGUCAAUUCUGUGGAACAGAUGGGGAACUGCAAGUAAUGAAGAGUUUGCUUAAAAAUGCUGAAGUUUUACUGCGAAUGGAUAUAAUAUGCAAUCAUGAGAAAUUUUCUGGCGGUUUAGGAAGGGAAAAGAAUGUUCUUAAACAGAUACAAAUGUUUCCUAGAACCUCCGUCUACUGCACAAUCAAUUUUUCUUGAACCAUUGUAUGGGCCUUGUGGGAAAUGAGUAUUUCGACAGAAGAUAUCUACUUUACCCUUUAUGUUAUUGUGGAUCUAAACUUUUUCUGAAAAUGAUGGAAGGAAGGGAUUGAAAGUUGCAAGUUGCAACAUGAAAGAUAACUGCAUUCCAUUACUAUGUAGUAAGUUGCUUGAUGUUUUUUUUAAAGCACUUACUUCUAUUGUAAUUUUGGACUAAUUAUAGUUUUCUAUCUAUUCAGCGUAGGCUAUUAUAGUGUAAAAAAUCCUAUAAAUAUUUAUAUGAAAAAACUCAUGCCUCGAAAUAGAUUUUUUUUCUCUUUUGG
Molecule: messenger RNA, 2346 nt
Organism: Abrus precatorius (Indian licorice)
Lineage: Eukaryota; Viridiplantae; Streptophyta; Magnoliopsida; Fabales; Fabaceae
Product: F-box/LRR-repeat protein At3g26922-like
Exons: 3
Coding region: 620-2023 (467 amino acids)
Molecular function (GO): protein binding
Source: RefSeq, a predicted model, not a curated record